This is a messenger RNA of Perca flavescens (yellow perch), 2070 nucleotides long. RefSeq names its product choline O-acetyltransferase a (gene chata). NCBI's taxonomy places the organism in Eukaryota, Metazoa, Chordata, Actinopteri, Perciformes, Percidae. Gene Ontology annotation, biological process: acetylcholine biosynthetic process; neuromuscular synaptic transmission. The transcript is spliced from 14 exons. The record is from RefSeq and is a predicted model, not a curated record. Bases 1 to 2070 code for a protein of 689 amino acids. Gene Ontology annotation, molecular function: choline O-acetyltransferase activity. Gene Ontology annotation, cellular component: cytoplasm; neuron projection.
AUGCCAGUUUUGGACCAGGAGCCCUCCAAAGAUUCAGGGGGCGGAGAUGGUCUUCCUAAGCUGCCGCUCCCCAUCCUGAAAGACACACUGGACAUGUACCUGAGGUGUGUGAAGCACCUGCUCACAGAGGAACAGUUCAACAAGACCCAAAAUGUAGUGAAGCAGUUUGGAGCCCCUGGGGGAGUGGGGGAGCUACUACAGAGCAAACUCGUGGAGAGGAGGGAGAAAAAGGCAAACUGGGUGUAUGACUACUGGCUGAAUGAUAUGUACCUGAACAACAGACUGGCUCUCCCCGUCAACUCCAGUCCUGUGAUGGUCUUCCCACAGCAGCACUUCAAGGCUCCCAUCGACUCUUUAAGGUUUGCUGCACACUUAAUUUCUGGAGUUUUGGAGUACAAGACUCUUCUUGAUUCACGGGCCCUGCCUGUGGACUACGCUCGGGGCCAGCUGGCUGGAACCCCUCUGUGUAUGGAGCAGUACUAUCGCCUCUUCACUUCCUACCGCCUACCGGGGCCUGAGAGGGACACACUGGUGGCCCAGGAGAGUAGCGUUAUGCCAGAACCCGAACACAUCAUUGUGGCUUGUAAAAACCAGUUCUUUGUGCUGGAUGUGGUGAUCAACUUCCGCCGACUGAAUGAAAGAGACCUGCUGGCUCAGCUGGAGAAGACUGCGAGGAUGGCUGACAGCGAUGAAGAGCGUGUCCCACCUAUUGGUCUCCUCACUUCAGAUGGACGGACAGAGUGGGCCGAAUCUCGCAGUGUGCUCAUGAAAGAGUCUACUAACAGGGACUCCCUGGACAUGAUUGAGCGUUGUCUGUGUCUGGUCUGUCUGGAUGAUGCCAGUGGGCCCGAGCUAAGUGACUCCGCACGUGCGGUGUUGAUGCUGCACGGCGGAGGAGUGGCCAAGAAUGGGGGCAACCGCUGGUACGACAAACCCAUGCAGUUUGUUGUAGGAGCUGGCGGCUGCUGUGGAGUCGUGUGUGAACACUCACCAUUUGAGGGAAUUGUCCUUGUGCAGUGCACAGAGUUUCUUCUCAAAUACAUGAUUGGCAGCCCAUCAAAGCUGGUUAGGGCUGCAAGUGUGAGCGAGCUGCCUGCACCACGCAAGCUCCGCUGGAAAUGUACUCCAGAGAUUCACAAACUCCUCGCCUCUUCUGCUGACAAACUACAGAGGCAGGUGGAAAAUCUGGACAUGAAUGUCCACAAAUUCUACAAUUACGGGAAAGAGUUCAUCAAAAAGCAGAAAAUGAGUCCCGAUGCCUACAUCCAGGUUGCUCUUCAGUUAGCCUACUACCGAUGUCACAGCAGACUGGUGUCAACCUAUGAGAGUGCUUCUAUACGGCGUUUUCAGAAGGGCAGAGUGGACAACAUCCGCUCAGCCACACCAGAAGCCCUGGCCUUUGUCAAAGCAAUGACGGAUGGGGAACUGAGCACAAGCGAGACAGAAAAGAUGGAGCUGUUACAAAGUGCCAUAAACAUGCAGACAAAGUAUACUAUUCUGGCUAUUACAGGGAUGGCAAUAGACAAUCACUUACUAGGACUACGUGAAAUUGCACAUGAACUAAAGAUGGAGAAGCCAGAAAUCUUCAAAGACGAAGCCCAUCUCAUCAGUAAUCAUUUCAUUCUCUCUACAAGUCAGGUUCCUACUACUGUUGAGAUGUUCUGCUGCUACGGACCUGUGGUUCCAAACGGAUAUGGAGCGUGCUACAACCCUCAGUCAGACCACAUUAUCUUCUGUGUGUCCAGUUUCCACGAGAGCCCAGAGACAUGUUCAACAGAAUUUGUCAAGUGUCUGGUACAGGCUCUUCUAGACAUGAGGGAUCUGUGCAAUAAAUGUAACUCCGGCUCCAAUCCGACCCAGCAAAGACAGGGUCAGACGCUAGAGACGCACACGCAAACAGACACAAGCUGGCAAAGGAAAACACUGCAGAGACCAACUGAACUGACCAAGAAUCAGCAAACGCUGCCACAAAUUCUGCUAAAGACCCCUGACCAGACUAAAGUGGAGGCUCAAACCCAGACUUCAUCACAAGGAGAUGCACAAGGUUUGAAUAAUGGAAGUAAAUCAUAG